CUACAACAACCUCCACAAGACCAGCAAUGGACUCUAAGGUAUUCAUCUUCCUCGGUUUGGUAGCGAUGGCUGGGGCUGACCGACGCCCCUCUUACUCCUACAGUGACCCUGAGUCCUCAGAAGACUCACUUGAGGAGCCCACCAAGUAUGGCUACAACUGGAACGUGAAGGAUGGCUACUCAGGCAACGACUUCACUCAUCAAGAGGACCGUGAGGACGACAACACCAAGGGGUCGUACUCGGUGCAGCUUCCCGAUGGUCGUCUGCAGACUGUGACUUACUACGUGGACGGUGACUCAGGCUUCGUGGCCGAGGUCAAGUACGAGGGUGAGGCUCAGUACCCCGAGUCUGAGGAGUCUAAGGAGUACACACCCACCAAACCCCGGUACUUCACUCCCGAUUCCGAGGAGUCUGUGGAAGUCCCAGUGUACACUCAACCCAGGAAGUCAUACGGUCGCCACCAGUGACUCGAGUACGCGGGCUGCUUCCAUCCUGGUAUACCCGUCGAAGGUGUUGGUGUUGUGAUGUGUUAAUGUGCUUCACUAGCUGGGGUCCUAAAGCGCGUACCCAAAGUUACUGAACAUUAUACAUAAGACAUCAGUUACAACUACACAAGAGAGACAAGCCUCCCUCGUCACUACAGAGGCCCCCAGACCAUCACUCCAGCAGCCAUCAGGACGUAAUGAUUAUCGUGAAUGCAUUAUUUUACUGUUGCCAAAAUCUGACGAUACCUCUGCACGACGGUGGCCUCAGUACCUCCUCUUAACCUAUGCUUCAAACCUUAAAUAAGCCUUUUCUUCUCGUGUUAGAUAGUUCCCGGCUGUAAUACUUUACAGUCUGUAAUUAAUAUUUAUUAAAUUAAUUGUAGUUCGAAU
Messenger RNA from Homarus americanus (American lobster), 875 nucleotides. Its product is annotated as pro-resilin-like. The record is from RefSeq and is a predicted model, not a curated record. Bases 27 to 467 code for a protein of 146 amino acids. The transcript is spliced from 3 exons. Gene Ontology annotation, cellular component: extracellular matrix. NCBI's taxonomy places the organism in Eukaryota, Metazoa, Arthropoda, Malacostraca, Decapoda, Nephropidae.